CAUAAAAAAUUAAUAAAUCCAACAUCCAGCAGUGAAAAUCGACGAUUCAUUCUGUUUUCUGUUUCUGGUGAAGAUCCAUUUUUACUUUUGGCAAAUAUAGAUAAAAAGAAGUUCAUAUUAAUAAAAAAAAACAAAGGGAUUAAUUAAAAUAUUAAUGGCAGCAACAACUUUAGAAGAUAAGUCGAUAUGGGCCGGCGAAGAGGAAACUCUAGGCGAGGAUGUCAAACGAAUGACAGCAGAGGAGCUAGUAUCCCGAAGCCGCCUGCUGGACAAUGAAAUAAAAAUAAUGAAGAGUGACGUGAUGCGUAUUUCCCACGAGCUUCAGGCGCAGAAUGACAAAAUAAAAGAAAACACCGAGAAGAUAAAAGUAAACAAAACUCUUCCGUACUUAGUGUCAAAUGUGAUCGAAUUACUAGACGUGGACCCUCAGGACAUGGGUGAAGAGGACGGCGCGGUAGUUGACUUGGACUCUCAGCGCAAGGGUAAGUGCGCUGUGAUAAAAACGUCCACCAGACAGACGUACUUCUUGCCAGCAAUCGGACUGGUCGACCCAGACUCGCUGAAGCCAGGUGACCUGGUGGGAGUGAACAAAGACAGCUACCUGGUGCUGGAGACCCUUCCAGCUGAGUAUGACGCCAGAGUGAAGGCCAUGGAGGUCGACGAGCGGCCAACGGAGCAGUACUCCGACAUUGGAGGCCUGGACAAGCAGAUCCAGGAGCUGAUUGAAGCCGUGGUGCUCCCGAUGACUCACAAGGAGAAGUUCCAGAACCUGGGGAUCCAACCACCAAAAGGAGUCUUGCUCUACGGGCCGCCUGGAACUGGUAAGACUCUCCUGGCUCGUGCCUGCGCUGCGCAGACCAAGUCUACUUUCUUGAAGCUCGCUGGGCCUCAGCUGGUUCAGAUGUUCAUUGGAGACGGUGCCAAGCUGGUCAGAGAUGCUUUCUCUCUGGCCAAAGAAAAAUCUCCAGCGAUUAUUUUCAUUGAUGAGCUGGAUGCUAUUGGUACUAAACGUUUCGACUCGGAGAAGGCUGGAGAUCGAGAGGUACAGAGGACUAUGUUGGAGCUGCUGAACCAGUUGGAUGGAUUCAGCUCCACAGCGGACAUCAAAGUUAUCGCUGCGACGAAUCGGGUUGAUAUUUUGGACCCUGCUUUGCUGAGAUCAGGACGUCUCGACAGGAAAAUCGAGUUCCCGCAUCCUAAUGAAGAAGCUCGUGCUCGUAUCAUGCAGAUUCAUUCACGGAAAAUGAACAUGUCACCUGAUGUUAAUUUUGAAGAGUUGUCUAGAUCUACUGAUGACUUCAAUGGCGCUCAGUGCAAAGCUGUUUGCGUUGAAGCUGGUAUGAUUGCACUCAGACGCAAUGCAACAGCAGUAACUCACGAAGACUUGAUGGAAGCAAUCAAUGAAGUACAGGCUAAAAAGAAAGCUAAUCUUAAUUACUACGCUUAAGUACUUUCUUGUAUUAUUUAUAAGAUUUUUUUAUUUCAUAUAUCGGUAAUAAACAAAAUUAAUUACGAGUAUAGUUAUUAAGAUAAAUAUUCAUUUUUGAAAAUUGUAUUCAAAAUAAAUUACAUAGUUAUA
Molecule: messenger RNA, 1579 nt
Organism: Cotesia glomerata
Lineage: Eukaryota; Metazoa; Arthropoda; Insecta; Hymenoptera; Braconidae
Gene: Rpt5
Product: 26S proteasome regulatory subunit 6A-B
Exons: 3
Coding region: 155-1447 (430 amino acids)
Biological process (GO): proteasome-mediated ubiquitin-dependent protein catabolic process
Cellular component (GO): proteasome regulatory particle, base subcomplex
Molecular function (GO): proteasome-activating activity; ATP binding; ATP hydrolysis activity
Source: RefSeq, a predicted model, not a curated record